This is a messenger RNA of Drosophila ficusphila, 2504 nucleotides long. RefSeq lists its product as uncharacterized. Bases 92 to 2281 code for a protein of 729 amino acids. The record is from RefSeq and is a predicted model, not a curated record. Lineage: Eukaryota; Metazoa; Arthropoda; Insecta; Diptera; Drosophilidae. The transcript has a single exon.
GUGUCAGUCAACUAUUGCCUGAAUUAGGCAACAUCAAAAUUUUGUGUAUAAGAACACCGCAUUUUCGGAAAUCCAAGACGGUCAGGCCAAAAUGAAUAACUGCUGUUGCCGAUCGCACAGCGAUCGCACGGAUCCUUUGGCAUGUAUUCAGGGGAUUCCCCGCCUUCAUCGGGUCCAAAGUUGCAGGCCAUAUUUGGAGGGACGCAAGGCGAUGAGCUGUUGCGUAUCGAGGGAAAGGCGAUGGGGUCAGAGGAACCUGGGAAUGAUCCAAUUGCUGGCCAAGAUGGUGGAUAAGUCGGCCAGCACGGUCUGUCAGUUUCUGCAUCAACUGACCCUGCAGCUCUUUGCCAAGAUCCUCUACCCUUUGAUGAUGGGUUGGAAUACGCUGAAGAUACCAUUCGUUCUGCCCGAUACCUGUGAGCUUUACUACGGAAUCUUCGACGAGUGCGGCAACUUGAGGAAGCCCAUACCCACAAGGACACUUCUCAUCCUGAUAACCAUGAUGCAGUACUUUCUGAACUUACCCAAACGGGGUUGCAAGAGGUCUGAACAAUGUCCAGGGUGCAAAAGUGCGGCAAGUGUGCUUAGCAGCAUUCACAAUCCUGGUUAUUGUGGCAAGGAUGCAAUGACACCGUUUUCGAUGAGCAAACCCACCGCAAAAGUCUCUUCGCCGGGAAGUGAAGUGAGGGCAGGGCUCAGGCGAUUGGGUUACGAAAGACCUGGCGAUCUAGAGAUGUAUCCCUCGGAUGAGUCCAUUCCGUAUGGCUAUGCACCCAAUCGGUGUCAUUGCCAGGCCGGCAAUCGCGAGCUUUAUAGGGCCCAAAGAUCUAAGGGAAUUAAAAAUCCAUACGCCGAUUUACCAGAGCACUUGAGACCUUUGGCCUGUGAACACGAGCUGCGAAGUUCCCUGUUGGCUUCCGAUUUCAAUCCGAGGUGUCCAGCGAAACACCUUUCGCCAGAAGUUGCUCAACUCAUGCAAAUUGCUAGCAUUUCGAACCUUUAUGCUGCAGUCGUGCAAAAUCAACACUCCAGAAUGUUAUUUGCAGAAGGAAGACCGCCGAUACCAAAGGUAAUACCCUGUACUGAGAACAGUCGCAGAUUCUCUGGUGGUUUCAUGAUGCCCGAACCCUAUUUCAACGGAAUGCCUUGGAGUUGGCUUCACAGGGAUCCUCAGAAAAUGGUUCGACUUCCAAGUGGAGGUCUACCUCCUGAAAUUCCCCGAUAUAGAAGUUUACCCAUGGAUGAAGAGUACCACAGUUUCAAAAGUUCAUAUGAAAACUCCAGCAGUUUAUUGCCUUAUAAAAGAGCACAAGACAGAUUCUUACCCGCUAUUAGGGAAACAAAAAUGCUGGACUAUGAAAAACCUCUAAAUUCGGUUGAUAAUGAAAAGAAAAGAGAGUGGGAGGACAUCUUAUUAAAGAAAGUUAAUGAAGCUAGGAGAACUCAAACCCCCUUAGAUUACUGGAAGGAGAUGAUGAAGAGAAAUUUGUCAAGAAGAACAUUCGAUCAUGGCGAAAACGAUUCUUUGAGUUUACGCCGUAUAACAACCCCUAUGACAGAAAAGAAAAGCAUCAUCUUCCUAAGAUCAGCAAAGCAAAUUAAAAGCACAGUUUUGGAAAACAGAAAAGAAAAGACUGAACAGUUACCUUCAAUCAUUAAAACGUAUCGCAAGCAUAAUGAUUGGAAUGAUAUAUCGCCCAAGAACAGAACAAAUCCUCAAAUAAUUGUACAAGAAAACAGUGAUCCGAAGGAUUUAUUCAAUCGUCAAAUCGGAAACAAAUCUGCAGUUAAAAUAGCUAAGACUGAAAAUGUUAAACAGGAUUAUCUUGAUCCCGAGCAUUACAGAAGAGAAGUCGCUAGGGAGCAUUCCAGAAAACGACGUUAUGAAAGGAAAGUUGCCGGAGAAAGUGUUUUACUAAUAAGACCUGUAGAAAACCUUCAGCCUGAAGGUGGGGAUCAAAUACCCAAGCAUCAAAGUGAGCCUCAUAAAAAAGAGCCUCGAUUUGUAAAGCUAUCAAAUCGUAAUGAAGGUAAAAAAUGCUAUAGUCAUUCGGAAUUGAAGUCGCCAAAAACAAUUAUCAAAAAAAUGAGCUCUCAUUCAGUUUCCUUUAAAGAUAGAUCUGACUUUUUAAGGAGAUUCAAACAUUCGGGAAUAAAGUCGCCAAAAAUAAUUACCAAAAAACUGAGCUCUCAUUCAGUUUUCUUUAAGUUAAAAUCUGAAUUUUUAAACAGAUUUAAAAUGCCCUCUCCCAAAGAAAAGGUGCAAGCCGAAGACUUCUAAAGAAAAUUGAAUACCGUUUUUGAGAGGAACUGCAGGUCCGUAAUACGCUAACGAAAAAAGCCAUCAAGUUCUGUGUUAUAACAUUUAGUUAGUCUUUAUAGUGAAUUGCGAUUUUUGAAUUCGACUUAUUCAAGCUGAAAUCAAUAUGAGCAUCAAAGUGAAUUAUUGUAUUCUCACUACACAUGUGUAAAUAAAUCAAAGGCCUGACCGCCUAUUAAAUUUA